Molecule: messenger RNA, 1095 nt
Organism: Labeo rohita (rohu)
Lineage: Eukaryota; Metazoa; Chordata; Actinopteri; Cypriniformes; Cyprinidae
Gene: dctn5
Product: dynactin 5
Exons: 6
Coding region: 114-662 (182 amino acids)
Source: RefSeq, a predicted model, not a curated record
AUGUUCUACAAGUGAUGUCUUGGCUCUAACCGGAAGCGGAAAUAGCGAGGGAGCGGUUGACAGCUGCUGGUCAUCUAAAGCGGUUAGCCAGCAAAACAACAAACUGUGCAGAUAUGGAGCUUUGUGAAAUAUUAUACAACAAGGCUGAAUACAUCGAGACGGCAUCAGGCAACAAAGUCAGCAGACAGUCGGUUCUUUGCGGGAGUCAAAACAUUGUCCUUAAUGGAAAAACUAUCGUGAUGAAUGACUGUAUCAUCAGAGGAGAUCUUGCUAAUGUCAGAGUUGGUCGGCAUUGUGUUAUUAAAAGUCGUAGUGUGAUCAGACCUCCCUUCAAGAAAUUCAGCAAAGGCGUGGCUUUCUUCCCCUUGCAUAUUGGGGAUCAUGUGUUCAUAGAGGAGGACUGCGUUGUCAACGCCGCACAGAUAGGAUCAUACGUCCACAUUGGGAAGAACUGUGUUAUCGGUCGACGCUGUGUCUUGAAGGACUGUUGUAAGAUACUGGAUAAUACUGUCCUUCCCCCAGAGACAGUGGUUCCUCCAUUUACAGUAUUCUCUGGCUGUCCAGGUUUAUUUUCAGGAGAGCUCCCUGAAUGCACACAGGAACUUAUGAUCGACGUUACCAAGAGUUACUACCAGAAAUUCCUCCCUCUCAGCCAGAUCUAGGACUGAAAUUUAGUUUGUGUCUUGCUCACUUUCAUUCUGGGACCAAAGGAACCAAUACGGACUAAUAUUCCCCCAACCAUCUCUUUAGUUCUAACUUACGGUUGUAAAUUAAAAAAAACAAAGAAAUACCACUAUUAGUUUUGUUUACACUUGCAGUAAAAAUCCCUUGCUAUGAUCAUGGCUAUGUUAACAUAGAAUAUGAAAUUAUAAAAUAUGUAACUUGUAAACAAAACACCAUAUCUCUCUGUCUUUUCAUGUCAGUAUUUUUAGAUUUCUUUCUGUUAAUCUCAUAUAAUGUCACUGCAGUCCUGUUGGUGUGGCUGGGAAAAAUAUCAUGACACAGUGAUUAGCUGUUAGACUGAAGGGCCUUUAUUUAUUCAACUUUGCCAUUUCUGCAACACUAAACAUUUUCUGUUCGUAAAGACAGAUUACA